Topomyia yanbarensis is the source of this 1500-nucleotide messenger RNA. Its product is annotated as large ribosomal subunit protein mL37-like. The record is from RefSeq and is a predicted model, not a curated record. Gene Ontology annotation, molecular function: structural constituent of ribosome. The transcript is spliced from 3 exons. Gene Ontology annotation, cellular component: ribosome; mitochondrion. Gene Ontology annotation, biological process: translation. The coding region runs from base 143 to 1390 and encodes 415 amino acids. Lineage: Eukaryota; Metazoa; Arthropoda; Insecta; Diptera; Culicidae.
UGUAAUUCGUGCAAACAGUUGUGUGCGUGUCGUGUAGCGUUUUGUAGCAGAAGAAAACUCGUGUUAUUGAAUUGAACUCAAUCCCGAAAACUUUCGCCGGGGAAAAAUCCAAAUUUAGUGAAACUAUUUAAACUUGUGCAAAAUGCGCUUUACUGCGGUACUCCUCCGGCAACACAUUGGGUUUCACUUCAAGAAACAUUGGAUCAUCCAGGGAAAACGUGUCCCAGCGGAAACUGGCGCUGUAGCGGAGCUGGCGGCUCGAGGCAUACCGGUUGUCGAUCCGAAUGAAUUGACCAAAAAGAAACGGGAAUUCGUGCGGAUGGAGCUGGUUGGUCAGCUUCCUCCGGAAGUAAAACGCGAUCAGCACCAUCCGUUGUACAAAAGUGAGCCUUGCUAUCUGUUCAGCGAUCGCAAUGUUUUGCUGGAGGGAGUUAAGCAAGCCCAGGUGCUGCUUAAUACGGUCGUUUACGACGAACUACCGCUAAAGUUGGAGGAGCGUUUGGAGAUCACGAAGAUUCCGACGCAACUUGAUCGAUCAAUGCAGCAGUCGGUUCUAGCUGCGCUCGUUUUUGAUGCCGAACAGGUGAAAACCGCCAUUGUAAAAGAUCCGGAGCGACCGGCGUUCAGACUUCCCAGGAACUACGGCAUUUCUGACGAAAGAAGAAAUCAACUGUUACUUUCAAAACUAUUAAUCCACUGCGAGCGGUUUGCCGGCAAAUCCGUCACUUCUAUGAGGAAAGUUAUUUCGAACACUAGUUUCGUGGUUCCCAUAAACAGAAACCACCACGAACGGAUUCAAAUCAGUCUAAAGGCUGACACCUUCAUCACAUCCUCUGUUCCGAUUAAACCUCUGGACAGCUCCGUUUACCGUCCGCAAGACUUACAUCUGCCGGAUUUGUUUCCAGUAAAGGAAACGGUCACGAUUCCUAUCACAAACUUUUACGAGUGGCAAAACGAGUACCCCAUCGCAAGGGACUACAAAUUUUCUCAUCCGCACACGAUUUUGCUGCACUGCGCCCCAGAGGAUGUAUCCAAUCUGUUCGAAACACCGGUGACGGAUGAUCAACGCGAAGGUCGAGCACUGUUGAAGGCGUUCGCUGUAGCCGCUGCACGAGCCCGGCAGCUCUAUGGGGAUGACGUGAAAGUCCUGCCACACCCGAUAACGGUGCAGGCGGUACAGACCGACAGCAAGUGGUUUCAUUUUAGCAUAUUCCAGCUAAACACGCUAGCGCUGGACGGAGAUGGAGCGGCUGAGAGCCGCAAUUUGUGGUUCCGAAAACCGAAGAUGGAUCUUUACUCGGAGUGUGGCUAUCUGGUCGGGAAGCCAACCCUGCGGGAUUACAACAAAAAUGUGUUGAAGCAUUUGGCUGUGUUCUACGGAAGUAGUUAGUGCUAUGGGAAGAAAUAGUGCAGUGUUGAAGUUAGUGUGAUGAUCAGGGCUUGUAAUAAGUGCUAUACGAAAAUAUAAAGGUAUGCAGAAGCCCAGUGAAAGUAUUGGAA